Pomacea canaliculata is the source of this 1930-nucleotide messenger RNA. Its product is annotated as elongation factor Tu-like. Gene Ontology annotation, molecular function: translation elongation factor activity; GTPase activity; GTP binding. Lineage: Eukaryota; Metazoa; Mollusca; Gastropoda; Architaenioglossa; Ampullariidae. The record is from RefSeq and is a predicted model, not a curated record. Gene Ontology annotation, cellular component: mitochondrion. Gene Ontology annotation, biological process: mitochondrial translational elongation.
AUUACGGCACUUAAUAAUCAAGAUGGUGGUGCAAGGAUCGUAUUUUCUCCUCUGUCGAUUAUCAAGGUCGGUUUUACGUAAGUCCGAUUCCUGGUUCCACCCAUGGAGUUUAAAAUAUUCACGGGCCCACUUAUUGUCAAUGAUCAGGAAUCUUUCAACAGCAACUGUUGAGCCUUCGGAUCAAAAGAAGCAUUGUAAUGUUGGGACUAUCGGUCAUGUGGAUCACGGAAAGACAACUUUGACAGCAGCAAUCACAAAGGUACUUGCUGAUGCCGAUGCUGAAAAAACAAAAUUUAUCAAAUAUGAAGACAUAGAUCGAACACCCGAAGAAAAGAAACGCGGAAUCACUAUCAACUCCACCCACGUGGAAUACGAGACGGUAAAUAGGCACUAUGCUCAUACAGAUUGUCCUGGUCAUAUAGAUUAUGUCAAAAAUAUGAUCACUGGAACUUCUCAAAUGGAUGGUGCUAUUCUAGUGAUAGCCGCAACAGACGGCACAAUGCCACAGACCAGGGAGCACUUGUUACUUGCCAGACAAAUUGGUGUUCAGAAUAUAGUGGUGUACAUUAAUAAAGCUGAUCUUGUGGAUAGAGAGAUGCUUGAACUUGUAGAACUUGAAGCGAGAGAGCUUCUAGAUGAAUAUGGAUUUGACGGCAUCAACUCUGCGGUAGUGGCAGGCUCAGCCUUGUUGGCAAUGAAAGGUGAACAGGACGAAAUAGGAAAAAAUUCAAUUUUAAAAUUGCUAGAGGCUCUUGAUCAGACAGUUCCCACUCCAACUCGUGUUUCAGGACCUUUUCUUAUGCCAGUGGAGACUGCUGUGUCAGUACCAGGUCGUGGAACUGUUGCUAUUGGAACCAUCAUUCAAGGUGUUCUGAAAAAGGGACAAGAUAUUGAUCUUUUGGGAUUUGGGAAUUUCCUCAAGACAGCUGCUUCAGACAUUCAAGUUUUCCGCAAAUCUGUGCCAAAAUGUGUCGCAGGAGACAAUGUUGGUACUCUUCUCAGAGGCAUCAAGGCAGAUUUUGUGCUGCGAGGCAUGUAUCUUGCAGAGCCAGGAUCAGUGCAGCAGUAUGACACCUUUGAAGCACAGGUUUACGUUUUAACAAAGGGAGAAGGAGGGCGUUCAAAACCAAUUUUGGAUAAAUACAUUCAGGUGAUGUACAGCAAGACAUGGGAUAUUGCUAGUUGCAUCAAGUUGCCUGACAGCAUGCCCAUGUUGAUGCCCGGAGAUGUAGCCACAGUGCAAGUGAUAUUGCGGAAGGCAAUGGUUAUUAAAGAGGGUCAGCGUUUCACCAUUCGUGAAAAUAAUUUGACAUCUGUUACAGGCCUGGUUACAAAGACUCUUCCUUCUUCUGAUAUUAAGCUUCCAGGAUUCAACUGGGAACGGCCACGUAGUCAUAAAAUAGAAGGCAACGCAUGGCUAACAAUGAAGAAUCGUGCCAAAAAAUGAAGACAGAUAAAUACUUUCAAAAUGCACAGUAAAAAAUUUGUUUAAAUCAGUUCUUAUGUUUUUAAUAUAUAUGUGCAGUUAUUUUUAGCACAAAAAAUGUGCGGACUUUCAUCUGUUGAGCAGUGCAGACAGUACCAGUUCUCAUAAGCUUGCAUUCCUGUUUUUUGUUUAUGCAAUCUUUCUAGUGAGUACUAUUACUAGCAAAUAUAGGAACAUUCUGCCAAACAAAUGUUAAAUCUCAGCAGGGUACAAGUGUUUCAGCUUCCACUUGAAAUUGUUGCUGUUGAAAGGGGCUCUGCUUCCCAGGGUCUGGCAAUGGCUAGACAGUUAAAGACUUAAUUACAUGAUGUGAACAUGGGUGUUUUAUAAAAUAGAUGGGCUUAAAUGCUUCAUAACCCUAUUCUUGGUGUUCAUGUCACAUAUGAUGAUGUCAUAGGAAUUGUCUAAUCAAAUAGUCACUUAAAAUUGAGAUUUCUCAUUUGA